GAUGUCCUGUGGAGCCCGGAAGCGACUUUCCCGUGUUGCCUUUCGUAAAUCGGAAGCGUAUAGACAGGGCUCUCCUUGUGAUGUUUUCGGGGCGUUAGAAGAGAGACAAUUAUGAGGAUGAGCUAUACCAGGAUGAGACGGACAUGGGUUUGUCCGAUGCUGACAGCGAGCUGGAGUUUCCACUUUAUUCACAGCUGCACUACAGUGCUGAGAACCAUGAGGACUUGAGAGAGAUCCAGCCAGCAAGACCACGGAAUCAACCUCAGAAGAAUUCCUUGCCUCCUUGUCCUGCGCCACCUAAUGUCAUUGUGAUUGACUCUGGCUCAGAUGCUAUCACAGUGUCAGACAACACAGAGGAAGAUGACAGUGUGAGUGCUAUGAAAGGUCGAACAUCAAAGCACUGUAGCCUGGCACACAGCAAGUGGCAGCCCUAUAGCGUCCAUUCGCCCGGUCCACCACAGGCUCGAAAAGGAAGGAGUUCCCCAGACGAUGUUGUGGUGUUGGAUUCUGAGUCAGAUGAGAGCUCAGAAUCUAACUCUAUACCUCCUUUUGUGGAGGGUCUGGAUUUGGAUUCGAGAACUGGAUGAUUCUGGGCCGGGACAAACAUGAUAGAGAUCAGAGCAUCCGACUGAACCUGUCCUUACCGGAUAACUGUGAGAGACAGGAAUAUGUACCAGUUCAAGGGAAGGAACAGAAUUGGUCUUUUUCAGAAAAAGAUAAACAGGCUCAGAUCUAUAAUAAAGGGGUUGGCCCAAGGCAUCUUUCAAACCGUUACUACACUGAAAAAUUAAUCACGUGUCACAACUGCAACAAGAUGGGCCACCUCUCCAAAAACUGCCCCACACCAUAGAAGGUGCCAUGCUGCUCAUUAUGUGGGCUUCAGGGACACUUGGCGAGGACCUGUCCGAACCGUCACUGUUCAAACUGCUCGCUGCCAGGCCACACCUAUGAUGACUGCCUGGAGAGAGCUUACUGGCACAAAUGCUGCCACCGCUGUGGCAUGAAGCACUUCAUCGACGAGUGCCCAGAAAUCUGGAGACAGUACCACCUCAUGAUCAUGCUGGGACCCAUCUGUGAAGCCAGUGAUCCAGAGUCCUGCAAGACCCUGGCCUACUGUUAUAACUGCUGUAAGAAAGGACACUUCGGUUAUGAAUGCUCUGAGAGGAGAAUGUAUAAUGGAAUGUAUCCCACCCUGCCCUUUGUUUACUGUUAUGACAAGACACGUGACAUUAAGUGCCAGAACCAUCGGCUUGAAAAGAAGGCCAGAGAUUUGUUAAGUUGUUUUUUGUAAGUCAUUGAUUGAGGCUAAUCAUGGAACAGAGCUAUGACAACAUUAGUGCAAUGAUAAAGGAGUCAUGACAUGAGGAAUACAUUUUUUCUUGAUCUUUUGACUAGGGAUGUGCACGAGUAAUCAUUCUGCACCAGCUAGUCAACUAUUAAAACACAACUCGAAUAUCGCAAAUUAAUGUUCCUUUGCGCAUUAGCCUGCCAUGGGCAGUGCUGAAUUAUUCUUUACUUUCCCUCUGGAUCUCACACCAAACUUCGCAGUUAAAAUUCAGUCCACUGGGGGGCACUCUGGAUGUGUGUGGUCGAGGUGUUGGAUGAGAGAAGGAGACUUGAUAGCGUUUUUGUGUGCUUUCAAGCAAAGCCAAGUGUGACAAUACUUGGAACAUUUUGAUUCUUGUUGAAUUCUACUCUCUUGUUGGAGUCUGCAUACCAACGGACAAUCUGUUUUUAUGGUGGAAAGGAAAUGUGAAGCGGAACGAGAAACUCAGAAGCUUACCAAACCGGUAUGUGCGUUAAAUAUUUUAACACGGGCAGAGCGCAUUUUAUAAAAACGCCACAUGUUUUUCUGAAUAAUAUGUGAAAUGAUAAUAAUGUGAUAGCCUUUUUAUGUAGACUCAGAGUUUAUAUAUGUGCAUCACCCUAAUGCCAUCAGUAUUGUUUUUUAUGUAAGCUCCGGGUGAAUGCAAAUGUUUAUUACUGUAAUUUUUCAAUCUUUUUCUUUUUCAUUAAUUUUUGUAUGUAUACAGUUCAUUUCAUUUUUCCCCCCCAAAAGAAAAGCAUAGUUUGUUGAAUUUAGCUCAUUUUAAAACCGUUCUUGGUAACGUUUGUGAAUAAAACUAAAUAUGUCCUAAAUUUCACAUACUCCUUAGUACUUUUUUAGAAGCACCUGCACACCUACUUAUUCAUGUUAUUACCUAAUCAGCAAAUUGUGUGGCAGCAGUGCAAUGCAUAAAAUCAUUCAGAUAUGGGUCAGGGGCUUCAGUUAAUGUUCACAUCAACCAUCAGAAUGAUAAAAAAAAUGUGAUCUCAGUGAUUUCGAUUGUGGCAUGAUUGUUGGUGCCAGACUGGCUGGUUUGAGUAUUUCUGUCUCCUGGGAUUUUCACGCAGAACGGUCUCUAGAGUUUACUCAGAAUGGUGCCAAAAACAAAAAACUUCCAGUGAGCAGCAGUUCUUCGGACGGAUAUGCCUUGUUGAUUAGAGAGGUUAAUGGAGAAUGCCCUGACUGGUUCGAGCAAUGGUAACUCAGAUAACCACUCUGUACAAUUGUAGUGAGCAAAAUAGCAUCUCAGAAUGCACAUCAUUUCAAACCUUGAGGCAGAUGGGCUACAAGAGCAAAAGACCACAUUGGGCACUUUAUUAGGACCAUAGUUUUACUAAUAAAAUGCUCAGUGAGUGUACUUGUCAUACUUGAUAUUUUUAACAGACAUUUUAAUUUACAAGUAAUUGAUUAUUCAUUUUUUAUGGGUUAAAAUUACUCAGAUUCCCAUCUCUUUAUUUGAUAUGUAAGAUUCCAUUUUACAAUAAAAACAUUCUGAAUGUUUCAGAACUUAAAACUUCCUUCAAUACCAAAAGAGCAUGUCACAAUCUGUCUCCAUUAUGUUUCCCAAAGACUCUUAUUUUGAAGAAUUCACAGCCUUCAUCACUUCCAUCUGCUCCUCAUCAUCCUCACCUUUAUUCCAUUUCCUCAUUUAGCUCUUUGUGUAUAAAUACCCUCCAGUUUUGUUCAUUGAUUGUCAGUCCUUGAAGUGUUUCAUUGUGUAAUGUUAGCCUGUUUAGCUUUAUUGUUUGUUCCACUCCAGCGUAUGUUCCACUCCAGCAUUUGUUAUUAAAGGAUUUAAAGUAUUUACUCCUGCGUCUCCUCUCUUCCUCUUCCACUCAACGUACCCAACAUUCCCAACGUUACAGAAGGACUGACUGCAGGACAGGGAAUAGAUCCGGGGGCCUAGCCUCGACCGUCCCAGAGCCAGAGCCUGUAGCCUCGACCGUCCCAGAGCCAGUACCUGUAGCCCCAUCUGUCCCAGAGCCUGCUUUCACAGAGCUUAUUUUCCUAGAUUCCUUUCCCACCCGUAUGCCCACCCAGUGUACUCCUCCCCAGCUGGCUCUGCCCAACAUCAUGGGCACCCUAGUUCCGUCCAGUACCCUGGUCCUUCCUCCUCCGUUGGCUCCACUCAGGACACUUCCUCCUCCUCCUCCUGGUCAGCCGGCUCCUCCCACGUCACUGGCUCGACCUUCGCUCCCUGCGAAACCAUGGUUAAGGGGAACCUCAAACCCUCCGACUCCACCUAGACCCUCCGAGCCCUGGACUCCGCCUUGGCCCUUCAUUCCCUCUGUCCCACCUUGGCUCUAUGUCCAUUUGGCUCCACUGUGGUCCUUCAGCCAAUCGGCUUCUCCGGGGUCCCUCGUCCCUCCAACUCCGCCUUGGUCAGUCGGUCACCUGGCUCCACCUCGGCUCUCUGAUCCUCCAGCUACGCUUCGUCACUCUGAGCCUCCGGCUUCACCGGGGACCUCCUUCCCUAUGGCUUCACCUCAGUCCUCAGUCCCACCGGCUCUGCCUCUGUCCUCAGAUCCCCCAGCUCCGCCUCGGUCCUCUGAGCUUUCGGCGCUACCUCGGUCCACCUUUGGCUCCACCCUGGCCCUUCGAGCCUUCGGCUACUCUACGGGCACCAGGUUCCCUGGCUCCGUCCCACGAGCCUCUCACGGCUCCACCUUCCAUGGCUCCGCCCCUCGAGCCUCUCACGGUUCCACCUUCCAUGACUCCACCACCCUUGGAUCCGCCUUUCACGGCUUCGCCUUCCACGGCUCAGCCUGCCAGGCCUCCUGACCCUGUCCCUGCUCUGUGGCAGCCUCUCAGGCCUCCUGACCCUGUCCCUGCUCUGUGGCCGCCUCCCAGGCCUCCGGAUCCCAUCCCAGCCCUGAGGCCGCCCCCCCAGCCCUCCUGACUCUACCCCGGUCCUAUGGUCACCUGUUUCCUCUUGCCCUUGUCCAAAUUUAGGUGCCAGGAGUCGCCUUGUAAAAGGGGGGGGGGUAAUGUCACAGCCUGUCUCCCUCAGGUUUCCCAAAGUCUCUUGUUUUGAAGUUUUCCCCCAGACUACAUUUCCCAGAAUUCACUGCCCUCAUAACUUCCAUCUGCUCCUCAUAAUCCUCACAUGUAUUCCAUUUCCUCAUUUAGCUCUUUGUGUAUAAAUACCCUCCAGUUUUGUUCAUUGAUUGUCAGUCCUUGAAGUGUUUCGUUGUGUAAUGUUAGCCUGUUUAGCUUUAUUGUUUGUUCCACUCCAGCGUUUGUUCCACUCCAGUGUUUGUUAUUAAAGGAUUUAAAGUAUUUACUCCUGCUUCUCCUCUCUUCCUCUUCCACUCCACGUAUCAGAGCAUUUAUUUAAACUUUGUUUGCUUGUUUGGAUUUUCCCUACUUUGUGACGUCACAUGGAUGAAUACAUCAGCACAUGACUGCCUCUACACAAGACAUCAAUGCCUACUUUUACAUCAUUGCACCCUUGGCUCGCCCACUGGCGCUCAGUGAAAGGUGAAGAGGAGAGAACAAGACAUAUGGACCUAAUAUUCCUACACAACAAAGAGGACUUACACAGGACACCUUCUUGUGCCCUUUAGAACCAUUUUUAAAAGUUUUUCUACAUAAACAUGCACUUGAUAAACUGCUUUGACCAUUAUCAUGCAUCCCAUGCCGCUUCUAAAAUACGCAAUGUCAAGUUAUAACUCUUAAAAGGAGACCCACAUUUUGGGUAGUAACACAUCCUGGACGUGUUUUUUGCACCCAUCUGAACUAUUUUUAAUUGUUGGUCUAUGUAAACAUGCACUAGAUCGACGUCUUUGUCCAUUUUGAUGCAUUUCCGGCAAUGUGUGCCAUGUUGUACGAGCGGUACAAACUCAACUUUUAAAAACUUGCUGUUCUGCUCUAUUCCAUUGCUGUCAUUAGCUGGAAGAACUGCUUCUCAUCCAGAGUGAAUAGACGAUGGAAAAUGUGAGAUGUCACUCUGGUGAAGACCAGCGUCUCUGCUUUUGCCUGUUGAAGCUGGAUAAAGCGUACCAACAUCACUGUGGAUUGUAUUAAGUUUGCGUUUUCAAAAGAUUUCAGCCUGGAUUGUGUGUUUUUGGCUCAUGUCAGCGUGGAUUGCUUGUGAACCAGUCACAAUAUGAUUCAAGCAUUGCAAAGGAACUGUAAAUGAAAGAUCGGGCAGUUAAAAACACUAUUGGACCCAAACGCAAAACUGAAAGUAACCAGUUCCAUUCAUGAAUGUUUCAUAUGUCAUCACUGUUUGAUAUUUAUAGUUUAUGGUGCUGCUGUGCUUGAGUGAACAGUUUGAUACAUUCGGAUGAAAUGUGUUGGAUGUGUGUUAUGUAUAAACCCUGAAAUGUCAUUUUUUAUUGUUGUGGAGCUGGUUUAUUAUCUUCCAGUUGAGCUUCAAAUAUAAUAUACAGUGUAUGAUUGUAUUCGAGGGGCUGCAGGAUGUCAGCCAAUCAUAACAGUGGCCGUUUACAUGGAAGUUUAAAGGAAACACUGAGGCUAAAACUGUUUGUUUCAGACAGAGGACCAGAGACAGGAUGGAAAAUGAUCAUAUAUUACUAAGUUAUGACUGUUUUGGUGCAAAAAAAAAAAAAAAAAACCUUUGCUAACAUUACAAGUGGACCUCUGGGAAAAUAAUAAAAAUUAUAUAUAUAUAUAAAAAAAUAAAAAAAAAGAGUAUGUCGUGACCCCUCUAAAGGCAAUAAUAUCUCCUCACACAUUCAUAUUCCCAGCGCAUUCAUAUUCCCAGUCUCCUAAAGUACACAUAGUGGGUUUAUUCUGGAUUGUGGAUAUGUAGCACCUGGUAUUAAAAGGAUAGUUCAUCCAAAAAAACUAAUUCUUAUAAUUUACUCAACCUCAUGCCAUCCCAAACUCGUAUGACUUUCUUUCUUCUGCGGAACACAAAUGAAGAUAUUUAAAAGAACUGGUGCUUUUGCCCAUACAAUGUAAGUCUAUGGUGUCCAAAACUUUCAAGCACCAAAAAGGACAUAAAGGCAGCAUAAAAGUAAUCCAUGCGACUCGAUACGAUCACUUUAGAUGAGAAACAGACCAAAAUUUAAGUCCUUAUUUACUAUAAAUCUUGACUUGUCAUAGAAAAUGUAACGCUUGUGCUUAUAUUCAAAUACAAGUAUAAUUGUGGAAAAUGGUGCAACAAUUUUUCAAAGCUUGCAUUUUUUUUACUUUUAGCGCUUUUAUCAUGACGUUGUAAGUGAUGUAUGUACCCACAAAAUAAGAGACCCUCUCCUCGAAAUCCAGACACAAGUGAUCACAGAAGAUACAUAUUACAACCAGGUAUAGAUGGCGAUGCGCCUCGCCUAACCACUUGUGAUCACCUAAAACGCACCCCUAAUACCAGGUGUAAACAGGGCCUGAGUGAUCAGUACAGAAAAAUGUAAUCUUAUAUGUGUGUAUC
Molecule: messenger RNA, 6719 nt
Organism: Myxocyprinus asiaticus (Chinese sucker)
Lineage: Eukaryota; Metazoa; Chordata; Actinopteri; Cypriniformes; Catostomidae
Gene: zcchc7
Product: zinc finger, CCHC domain containing 7
Molecular function (GO): nucleic acid binding; zinc ion binding
Source: RefSeq, a predicted model, not a curated record